CGGGGACCGCGGAACAGCCCUGCUCCUCUACUCCCAGCCCCGCCCCCGGCGCGGAGGACCGUGGGAGCAGUUUCCUUGGAUCCGCGCGUGGCAACGACUCAGCCUGCGCAGUCUUAGAUUCUCCAAAACGCCGCGUCGUUCGGGCUUCACUGGCAGUCGCCCUGCUCCCCUCACCGCGAGGUACAGAUGAUGCAGAAUGUACACCUGGCCCCGGAGACAGAUGAAGAUGACCUUUAUUCUGGUUACAAUGACUACAAUCCAACCUAUGAUACCGAGGAAUUGGAGAAUGACACAGCUUUUCAGCAAGCUGUGAGAACCAGUCAUGGCAGAAGACCUCCAAUAACUGCUAAAAUACCAAGCACAGCAGUUACUAGACCUGUAGCUACUGGAUAUGGGUCCAAGACAUCCCUGGCAUCAUCAAUGGGAAGACCGGUGACAGGGGCUGUCCAGGAUGGAGUUACUAGACCUAUGACAGCAGUGAGAGCAGCUGGUUUUACCAAAGCAGCUUUGAGAGGCUCUGCAUUUGACCCCCUUGGUCAAUCAAGGGGCCCUGCUCCUCCUUUGGAAGCCAAGAAUGAAGAUAGUCCAGAAGAAAAGAUUAGACAACUAGAGAAGAAAGUAAAUGAGUUGGUUGAAGAAAGUUGUAUUGCCAACAGUUGUGGAGACUUAAAACUGGCCUUAGAAAAGGCGAAAGACGCAGGAAGAAAAGAGAGAGUGUUGGUGAGACAACGUGAGCAAGUGACAACUCCAGAAAACAUCAAUCUGGAUUUAACUUACUCAGUUCUUUUCAACUUGGCCAGUCAGUAUUCAGCUAACGAAAUGUAUGCUGAAGCACUAAACACAUAUCAAGUUAUAGUGAAAAACAAGAUGUUUAUCAAUGCAGGAAGAUUGAAAGUGAAUAUGGGAAAUAUUUACUUAAAGCAAAGAAAUUAUUCCAAAGCCAUUAAAUUCUACCGGAUGGCAUUAGAUCAAAUUCCAAGUGUCCAUAAAGAAAUGAGGAUUAAAAUUAUGCAGAACAUUGGAGUUACAUUUAUUAAAACUGGCCAGUACUCUGAUGCCAUUAAUUCAUUUGAGCACAUAAUGAGCAUGGCACCGAACCUGAAGGCUGGCUUCAACCUCAUUCUCAGUUACUUUGCAGUUGGAGAUCGAGAGAAAAUGAAGAAGGCUUUCCAAAAACUGAUUGCUGUUCCAUUGGAAAUUGAUGAAGAUGAUAAAUACAUUCCACCAAGUGAUGAUCCACAUACUAACUUAGUGAUUGAAGCUAUAAAAAAUGACCACCUAAGGCAAAUGGAACAUGAAAGAAAAUCCAUGGCAGAAAAAUACAUCAUGACAGCUGCAAAACUCAUUGCUCCUGUAAUUGAAACAUCUUUUGCUGUAGGAUAUGAUUGGUGUGUCGAAGUUGUGAAAGCUUCUCAAUAUGUAGAGCUAGCAAAUGACCUGGAAAUAAAUAAAGCAAUUACAUACUUGAGACAAAAGGACUUUAACCAAGCUAUAGAGACCUUAAAAAUGUUUGAAAAAAAGGACAGUAGAGUGAAAAGUGCAGCUGCAACCAACCUCUCAUUUCUGUAUUAUUUGGAAAACGAAUUUGCACAAGCCAGCAGCUAUGCAGAUUUAGCUGUGAACUCUGAUAGAUAUAAUCCAUCUGCUCUUACUAACAAAGGGAAUACAGUGUUUGCAAAUGGUGACUAUGAGAAGGCAGCUGAAUUCUAUAAAGAGGCUCUGAGAAAUGAUUCUUCUUGUACCGAAGCACUUUACAAUAUUGGCCUUACCUAUAAGAAGCUAAACCGGCUUGACGAGGCUUUGGAUUGUUUCCUGAAGCUUCAUGCAAUCUUGAGAAACAGUGCCCAAGUUUUGUACCAGAUAGCCAAUGUAUAUGAAUUAAUGGAAGAUCCCAAUCAAGCUAUUGAAUGGUUAAUGCAGCUGAUCAGUGUUGUUCCAACUGAUUCUAGAGCUCUGUCUAAACUUGGAGAAUUAUAUGAUAGCGAAGGAGAGAAGUCCCAAGCAUUUCAAUACUACUAUGAGUCAUACAGGUAUUUCCCUUCUAACAUUGAAGUCAUUGAGUGGCUUGGGGCCUAUUAUAUUGACACCCAGUUUUGUGAAAAAGCCAUUCAAUACUUUGAAAGAGCUGCUCUUAUACAGCCAACACAGGUGAAAUGGCAGCUGAUGGUAGCUAGUUGUUUUAGAAGAAGUGGUAACUACCAAAAAGCAUUAGAUACUUAUAAAGAUAUUCACAGAAAAUUUCCAGAAAAUGUUGAAUGUCUGCGUUUCUUGGUUCGUCUCUGCACAGAUAUUGGAUUAAAAGAAGUUCAAGAAUAUGCAACAAAACUCAAGAGGUUGGAAAAAAUGAAAGAGAUAAAAGAACAGCGCAUAAAGUCUGGCAGAGAUGGCCCCGGAAGUUCCCGCAUCAAGAGAGAGGGUAGUGCUGGCAGUGAUAGUGGCCAGAACUGUAGUGCCAGUAGUAAAGGUGAACAGCUAAGUGCCAAACUCAGAGCUUUACCCGGGACACACGAGCCUUAUGAAAGUAGCAGUCACAAAGAAAUAGAUGCCUCAUAUGUGGAUCCACUUGGCCCUCAAGUGGAAAGACCAAAGACUGCAGCCAAGAAAAGACUUGAGGAGGAUGAUUUUGCUGAUGAAGAGUUAGGAGAUGAUUUGCUUCCAGAAUAAUAUGUACCUUAUAUGUUAUUUAUUAAAGGAAAGAAAUUGCCUUGCAUGAUAAUACCCAUGUUAAACCUUGGGUUAAAUAUACAAAUUCUAAUUAUGUACACUUCCAAAGUUUUUAAUAAGUGUAUUCUGUUCUAUGAGUAUAGGUUUAAGUCUUGUUUUGUUUUUAAUUGAAUAAAAACAUGAAACUAAUCCUUUAGGCCUAUGACUUCCUUACCCUUUUGAAAACAUUAACCCCCAGUAAGAAAUGAAUUU
Miniopterus natalensis is the source of this 2916-nucleotide messenger RNA. It is a transcript of the gene IFT88, whose product is annotated as intraflagellar transport 88. Gene Ontology annotation, cellular component: ciliary base; ciliary basal body; non-motile cilium. Gene Ontology annotation, molecular function: kinesin binding. The record is from RefSeq and is a predicted model, not a curated record. NCBI's taxonomy places the organism in Eukaryota, Metazoa, Chordata, Mammalia, Chiroptera, Miniopteridae. Gene Ontology annotation, biological process: inner ear receptor cell stereocilium organization; non-motile cilium assembly; intraciliary transport.